CAUUUUUAAAAUUUUGUUGGAUUCAUUACAAUUAUUUUGUGAUAUAUACUACUCUAUCGGUAAAAGAUGUUCCGUAACCAAUAUGAUAACGAUGUCACUGUUUGGAGCCCUCAGGGGAGACUUCAUCAACUCGAAUAUGCUAUGGAAGCAGUAAAACAAGGAUCAGCAACCGUUGGACUAAAAUCCCUCAACUAUGCCGUCCUUGUUGCUUUAAAGAGAGCACCAUCGGAAUUAUCGGCUCACCAAAAGAAAAUUAUACCAAUCGACGAUCAUGUUGGUGUUUCGAUAUCUGGACUUACAGCAGAUGCUCGUUUAUUAAGCAAAUACAUGAGAACUGAAUGCCUCCAUUCAAGAUAUACUUAUGGAAAACCGCUACCAAUAUCUCGACUUGUUUCCAUGGUUGGAAGCAAAUCUCAAAUUCCAACCCAAAGAUAUGGUAGAAGACCAUUUGGAGUAGGUUUACUUGUUGCUGGCUACGAUACGCAAGGGGCACACAUUUACCAAACUUGUCCUUCGGCUAACUACUUUGACUGCAAAGCAAUGUCUAUUGGAGCUCGUUCACAAUCAGCCAGAACGUAUUUGGAAAAAAUUUUAGAUACUUUACCAGAUUGCCCGUUAGACGAAUUGAUAAAACACGGACUAAGGGCUCUCAGAGACACUUUACCAAAUGACGUAGAACUCACUACUAAGAACUGUUCAAUGGGAAUAGUAGGAAAAGAUAAAGAGUUCACUGUCUAUGAUGAAGAUGAAAUAGGACGCUAUUUGAAAAUGAUUGAAGGGGAAGAAAGAACUCCGGCACCUCAAGCUGAACAAAUGGAAGAGGACCCGGCACCAGAGAGUGCAGCAGAUGAAUCAGCUGAUCCCACUCCAGCACCACCUCAAAGCGAAGGACGUUAA
This is a messenger RNA of Dimorphilus gyrociliatus, 897 nucleotides long. The record is from the annotation of a GenBank genome assembly. NCBI's taxonomy places the organism in Eukaryota, Metazoa, Annelida, Polychaeta, Dinophilidae.